Molecule: messenger RNA, 1552 nt
Organism: Paramuricea clavata
Lineage: Eukaryota; Metazoa; Cnidaria; Anthozoa; Malacalcyonacea; Plexauridae
Source: the annotation of a GenBank genome assembly
AGGCUCUCCAAGAAUGUUUGCUGACGACACUAAUAUUAGCAUCGCAGCAAAUUCCGUCACAGAGCUUGAGCAAAUAUUAAACUCUGAAUUGAAAAAUCUUCAUCAAUGGCUACUAACUAAUAGACUGAGUCUUAACGUAGCUAAAAUGAAAUUCAUGAUAAGAGGAUCUCGUCAAAGAUUACUAGUACAUGAUAACGAACACAUAAGGAUAGAGAUCGACGGAAAGUUAAUUAAGAGAGUCAACGAAACGAAAUCCUUAGGCUUGCAAAUCGAUGAGCAUCUUACAUGGGCACGACAUGUCGAAAAUAUUUCCAAAAAGAUUGCAUCAGCUAUUGGAGCUCUUAAACGGAUACGCCAAUUUGUAGAUACAAACACUGCUCUGAAAAUUUAUGGUGCACUAAUUCAACCGCACUUUGAUUAUUGUAGCUCAGUUUGGGAUGGUUUGAAUGUCACGUUAAAUGACAAAUUGCAAAAAUUGCAAAAUAGGGCAGCGAGAGUCAUCACUAAAUCUCAAUAUGGUGCUAGCUCCAGCGACCUUUUUAAUAAGCUGGGCUGGGAUAAUCUUUUAACACGUCGGAAAAAGCAUAAGGCUAUACUAAUGUUUAAAACAAUUAACGAUCUAACUCCGUUUUAUCUCCGUGAAUUGUUUGAAUCUCGCAGCACACAAUAUAACUUAAGAAACUCUGAACACACCUUAUUUGUAGCAAAACCAAGAACCAACUACGGUAAGCGAAGUUUCAGUUAUAGCGGGGCAGUUUUAUGGAACGAGUUACCACAAAAUGUACGAACAACAUGUUCCCUAAGUCAAUUCAAAAAAGCAAUUGACAAUUUGUUCUCUAUAUGAGAUGGACUCCCGCACGGCAAUCUUAAUUGUAAAUCAGUAUUUUAGUGUUUGGAUAUGUUUAAAGUGUAUAUUAAUUGUCAUAGCGUAAUUUGUAAUUAUAUGUUAGUUAAUUAUCUUGUAAAAUGUUAUACUGUAGAUUUCACCGUGUUAAAAUAAAGUUUUUGAUUGAUUGAUUGAUCGAUUCUGUCUCGAUAUAUUAAUAUAGCAAGAAUAGAAAUGAGUUCUACAGCACCACUGUUUAGAGCUGUUUAUUUUUGUACAUCCAAAAAGAAGUAUGUGUUAUGUUCUAUAGGGCUUUCUUAUUCUCGCGCCAGAGAGAUAGCACUUGCAGCUUUUUCUUCUCUCGGUUAUCCAGUAAAGAACAUUGGGCUUCACAGUCUAAGGAGUGGUGGCGCGACGACCGCAGCGAACGCUGGCAUUAGACAUUGCCUGUUUAAACGUCACGGGCGAUGGAAAUCGGAGUGUAAAUGUAUUUUGUGGAGGUACGUAAUGUUUGAAUGCCUGCAUGUAUGGCAUUGUAAAGGAAUAAUGGAAGAGGCUUAAGCAAUUAUUACGUGGGUAUUUAAGGUUCCGGUAAGUGAAUAUCAGCAUUCGAAGGCAUCUCCCCAACUCAAGCGGUUGAAUUUCUAUGUUUUAGCGCUACCUAACGUAUUCUGACCAGUUCUUGGAUGGAAGAAGUGUCUUUUAUCUAUGUUUUAGAUCAUACUC